Chara braunii is the source of this 2361-nucleotide messenger RNA. Lineage: Eukaryota; Viridiplantae; Streptophyta; Charophyceae; Charales; Characeae. The record is from the annotation of a GenBank genome assembly.
GUUACGAGGAGGACRACUACGAGUUUGUCGAGGAAGGAGGAUGAGUAGCAAUCCGAAUGGAGGAGGAGGUAACUGGGGGGGAGAUGGAGGAAACGGCGGGGCCGGGAACUGGAACGGUGGUGGACGCGGACAGAGCAGUAAUUGGAGCGGUGGCGGGAACCCAAGCGGGGGAAACAAUGGGGGUAACAACGGAAACGGCGGUGGGAAUAAUUGGAGCGGAGGAGGAGGAGGUGGCAGAUGGAAUGGUGGGGGAAGCGGCAACAACGGAGGAUACUACAGCAACUUCGGCGGCGCGGGAGGCAACUGGGGCGGGGGAGGUGGCAACUACAAUAACAGAAACGGCGGUGGGAACGAAAACUGGAAUGGGGGGAAUAGAGGAGGAUGGAAUAAUGGCGACUCGAGUGGAGGAGGAAAUCAAUGGAACGGUAACGGGAACAGCAACGGAGGUGGGGAUUGGAAAAGGUCCGCGAGGUGCUAUAACUGCAAUCAACUUGGGCAUAUUAGCCGGGAGUGUAUCGAAUAAGGCUUUGAAGGGGAAAGCUAAAGCCGACACAAGCUCGGAUGAGGAGGAUCUCACCAAAGAUCGGUUGGAGAAGAGGAAACGCCAGUCAGUACUAACGUGCCAAGUUGCUUCGCCUGGGGAAUCACCGUUGAAGGUGGGCCGUGCAUCCACGUCGGCCCCAAGAGCGACGGCUGACGAAAGGUCCCCACGACUGGGCGUACCACAACGCAGAACUAGAGCUGACGGCGUGCAACUGGGUUUCCCCUACCAAGAGUCUACUCUAUGGGAGGGAGCUCCUAGCGUUGAGGAGUACAACACAAUAACUGGGUUCAGGAAGGCGAUCUGGAAGUUCCAGGGUAAGAAGCUUAAACCCACGAUUCAGGAGAUGUGUCGAGAGGGAGGGAUCGUGUAUCGCGGACGACCGGAAGCGGUAGAUGGGUUGAUUGAAUUCCGGGUGAUGUAUUUCAGCAUACCAGCGGCAGCCGCGCCUGCUCCGAGACCUCGAUCUGUAGGCGUCGUCAUCCGGGAAGCGAUGCCACAAGCUGAGCCUGCAGAGGACGCAAGAGGCAAUCCUGCAGAGAGGGAAGAUACCCCAGGGAUCGAUAACCCGGCUAAUCAUAGAGAUAGCAAUCGUAAUGCGAAGCUCUACAACCGAUUUCGGCAGUCUGAUGCGUUGGAUUACAUUGCUAUUCCUAUUGCUUUCGCCCCAGUGCAGGAUCUGGAGCAGGUUGAGAAGGUCUACAUUAGGAAAUGGUCCCCUGCUCUUAACACCAAGGGAAAGAAGAAUAGCAAGGGUAAGAAGAAUAGCAAGGGUAAGAAGAACAGGAAGGGAAGGAAGGAAAGGAAGAGAGGGAGGAACCAUGUUUUCGCCAAGGAUCUACCUAUUGUUUUCGAGUUGGAUGAACUGAGAACGGUUAAACUGAUCGAGGUAUGCAAAAGAGUUGUGAAUGGGGGAAGGGUGUUUAAAUGGGAAGGAGGUAAACUAUGGGGGCAAGCAUGGGAUGUUAUCACAAAAGAGAUAGGAGCCACGGUAAUUUGCGCAAGGUCGAAAAAGAGACCAAUUGCAGAGUUAAGGACCAAUUUUGAGGAAGGUGGUGUGUUUGAAGUGGUCGAUCUGCGGGAGCGGACUCUGUGGAAAGGUAAGGCCAAGUUGAAACGUGAGCUGCACCAGCUAAUCCGGAAUAAAUGGAGCAAGAAGAAGCUUUAUGUGCAUGGAAUAGAGUAUCUGAUGAGAUUAGUGUCCGCAAUAGGGUGUUUUUCACGAGCAGCUUCGCGCUCAACUUUGAAAGAUAUAUUAGUGGGUGUAAUCUGGCGGAAAUUCCGGUUUAAGGUGAGGAGGAAGGUGACUGUCUCUGUUACUUAUGAUCUAGGCAUCUCUAUGCGAGCAGUACGGGAGUUAGUAGAAAGCAAGAUACGGGCUGAGCUACACGAGUCACUUGCCUCUUUUACGUGUCGAAGGCUGCUGAUGGUGUGCAAGAAAAAUCCCACCGUUGGGGAUGUCCUUCACAACCAUCGAUCUGCUGCUAAGCAGAUGGUGGGAGUUUGCGCAUGCGCAGACAAUGCCCUCCCAAAAGUGGAGGGUCACGUGACAUGCAGAGUAAGUGAUCUGAUGGGUGUUCACGGUUUUGUGAAAAAUGCUCGUAAUAUCGUCCCACCAGAGGGACCAAUGAUAGGUAGUAAAACCGUGCGUGAGAUUAAUGACUGUUUAGUCCGUAUGGGCUUGAAAUCGUCUGUGGAUCCGGUUGAGGUUUCCAAGUGCCGGAACGGACGCAAGAUUAAGGACAGCGGGCUGGAGGGGGAAGUCCUUGAGGUUUAGAAGUUAUGUUCGGAUAUGGUUCUAACAGCGGUAGAUCGAAACU